AGAUGGAGUUUAGGUUUAACUUAGUUUAGUGUUUUGAUAGGCUCAAUACAAGGUAGGGCUGUGUGCAGAGGUCAACAUCAGAUCUGGACUCUGAAGUAUGCCCAGAGUGCUCUUUCCUUGGUAAUACAAAAAUGAAUGUGGAAUGUUACGCUCAGAACUUACUGGCAGCUCAGAAGCUGCGCUGGAAAUCAAGGCUGCUGCUCUGUGGAGGACUUUGAUCUGCCAGGGGAAAGUAGGAUGCUUUACUCUUACUGAUGUAAUUUCAAAUAGCAAAGUUUCUGAUAGUCUCUGAUUUCAGAGAACAAAACUCAGUAAGGAAACAGUCACUCAGAGAAGGAGGCCAUUACAUUUUAAAGCUGCAGCUUAUCCUUGGGAGAGAUAUUGUUUCUGUUAACUUUGCUGAUUUUUACUCUUAGUUUGAGUUAAUUUUCACCAAACCUCAACGUGAGGAAACAAAAAUGACGCCCUUACUUCCGGAGACCUUUCCAAAACAGAGAUCUGUUUUAAGAUCGUCGAUUUCAUUUUCCUGUCUUUUUUCGUUUUGUGUCUUUUGUACUCGGGAUGAAGCUAUGUGCCACAAUAGUGAUUAAAAUAGUCUCUAAUGUGGGCUCAUUUCUUGUUUUGUACAAAAAAAGGAAACAUAUACCAUGAUGCUUUAGAGUAGGGAGGACUAGGCCCAGCAUCGCGGUCCACCUAGGAUGCGUUUCACUCCAAAAGUAAAACGGUCAAGUUACUCUUCAGAUCCCCGCAAACAAAUAUCUCCAGAUUUCGUUUUCGUAAAGCAAAACCUGGCGGAGCAGGCAAGUGAUCUGUACCCCUUCGGCUCUUUGAAACUCCCAGAAAUGGCCUUGGUCCUGAUCCCACUCGGCGCGCGCUGGUGACGCGGACGCUGCGCCGGAAGUGCGGCUGGAGCUGCCAGGCACAGAGAUGGCGGCUUCAGGGGCACGUUGGAAUCAUGUGUGGGUCGGCACCGAGACUGGGAUCCUGAAAGGGGUGAAUCUUCAGCGCAAACAGGCCGCGAAUUUCACGGCGGCGGGACAGCCGCGGCGGGAGGAGGCGGUGAGCGCCCUGUGCUGGGGCGCGGGUGGUGAGACACAGAUCCUUGUGGGCUGUGCUGACUCGACCGUGAGGCACUUCAGCACCGAGGAUGGCAGAUUCCAGGGCCAGAGGCACUGCCCCGGCGGGGAGGGCACUUUCCGAGGCCUCGCCCAGGUCGAUGGCACCCUUAUCACAUGUGUGGAUUCUGGGAUUCUCCGAGUCUGGCGUGACAAUGACAAGGAGAUAUCAGCUGAUCCACUCCUGGAACUGAGGGUAGGCCCUGGGGUGUGUAGGAUGCGCCAAAACCCAGCGCGCCCUCAUGUAGUUGCCACAGGUGGGAAGGAGAAUGCUUUGAAGGUGUGGGACCUCCAGGGGUCUGAGGAGCCUGUGUUCAGAGCCAAGAAUGUACGGAAUGACUGGCUUGACCUGCGAGUUCCCAUCUGGGACCAGGACAUACAGUUCCUCCCUGAGUCGCAGAAGCUUGUCACCUGUACAGGGUACCACCAGGUCCGUGUCUAUGAUCCAGCCUCUCCUCAGCGCCGGCCGGUCCUAGAGGCCACCUAUGGAGAGUAUCCACUGACAGCCAUGACUCUCACUCCUGGGGGCAAUUCGGUGAUCGUGGGGAACACUCACGGGCAGCUGGCAGAAAUCGACCUUCGGCAAGGACGUCUACUGGGCUGUCUGAAGGGGCUGGCAGGCAGCGUCCGUGGGUUGCAGUGCCACCCUUCAAAGCCCCUACUAGCCUCCUGUGGCUUGGACAGAAUCUUGAGGGUACACAGGAUCCGGAAUCCACGGGGCCUGGAGCAUAAGGUUUAUCUUAAGUCUCAGCUGAACUGCCUUCUCCUGUCAGGCAGGGACAACUGGGAGGAUGAGCCCCAAGAGCCUCAAGAGUCCAUCAAGGUGCCCCCAGAAGACACAGAGGCAGAUGAACUUUGGGCUUCUUUGGAGGCAGCUGCCAAGCGGAAGCUCCCUGAUUCGGAGCUGACCCCAGGGUCUCGGCCAACCAGACGGAGAAAGAAGCGGCCUGGCUCCGCCAGCCCCUGAAGAGCCUGUGCUCAUUUUGUAAAUAAACAGCUCAACACCCUC
Messenger RNA from Pteropus alecto (black flying fox), 2124 nucleotides. RefSeq names its product WD repeat domain 74 (gene WDR74). The record is from RefSeq and is a predicted model, not a curated record. Gene Ontology annotation, cellular component: preribosome, large subunit precursor; nucleolus. The transcript is spliced from 11 exons. Gene Ontology annotation, molecular function: protein binding. Bases 928 to 2082 code for a protein of 384 amino acids. Gene Ontology annotation, biological process: ribosomal large subunit biogenesis. Lineage: Eukaryota; Metazoa; Chordata; Mammalia; Chiroptera; Pteropodidae.